GUAUAUACGUACGCGCCGGAAGUGGUGCAAAGCGGGCCCUAGCAGCCGCAGACGCAGUGAGCCUGAUCCCCGGCUCGGUUUCAGAGUCGGAAGCUUUGCAGCUUUGGUAGGCGACCGCUGUUAUGACGGCCCAGGGGAGCUUGGUGGCUAACCGAGGCCGGCGCUUCAAGUGGGCGAUUGAGCUGAGCGGUCCUGGAGGAGGCGGCAGGGGCCGAAGUGACCGGGGCGGUGGCCAGGGAGACUCGCUGUACCCCGUUGGUUACUUGGACAAGCAAGUGCCUGAUACCAGCGUGCAAGAGACAGACCGGAUCCUAGUGGAGAAGCGCUGCUGGGACAUCGCCCUGGGUCCCCUCAAACAGAUUCCCAUGAACCUCUUCAUCAUGUACAUGGCAGGCAACACCAUCUCCAUCUUCCCUACUAUGAUGGUGUGUAUGAUGGCUUGGCGACCUAUUCAGGCACUUAUGGCCAUUUCAGCAACUUUCAAGAUGCUAGAAAGUUCAAGCCAGAAGUUUCUUCAGGGUUUGGUGUACCUCAUUGGGAACCUUAUGGGUCUGGCAUUGGCUGUGUAUAAGUGCCAGUCAAUGGGACUGUUGCCUACACAUGCAUCAGAUUGGUUAGCCUUCAUUGAGCCCCCUGAGAGGAUGGAGUUCAGUGGUGGAGGACUGCUUUUGUGAACCUGAGAAAACAGCAUGUGGUGCUAUUUAUUUGCAUCUCAGUUACAACCUUCUUUAUGCCCAGUGGCUCCUCCUCAGCAUACUAACCCUUAACAUUAUCACUUGCUGAAAAGAACCCAAAGUUGUCUUUUCUCUCUGGUGAGGAGACAAAGCCUAGAAAGACAAUGUGUACAUAUCAGUACAAAUACAAAGAAACUAUACCACAACCUUGACUGAAAAUAAUGUAGAAAACUUUAUUUAUGUUUCCAGUAUAGAGGAAAACAACAAAUAAACCCAUAACUAUGUAAACAAAAGAAUGGUUGCUGCCAAAUCAAGAACCACAGCAGCAUCUCCUUUUAAUAAAUUAAAUGGUUGAGAACAAUGCUUUUUUAAAAAGUUGCGCAAGUUUCCUUUAAAUCUAUCCUCCUCAAUAUUUCACUUCUAUUUAACACAAGCUGGGAUGUAAAAAUUCUAUUGGAGAUACUUGUGGAAGAUGUGAGAAACUAAUGCUGGAUUCAGAUUAUACAUGAUGAAAAGAAAAAUAAAUCUGACAAAUAGAACACA
Messenger RNA from Phacochoerus africanus (Common warthog), 1217 nucleotides. It is a transcript of the gene EMC4, whose product is annotated as ER membrane protein complex subunit 4. Gene Ontology annotation, cellular component: EMC complex. Lineage: Eukaryota; Metazoa; Chordata; Mammalia; Artiodactyla; Suidae. The coding region runs from base 123 to 674 and encodes 183 amino acids. The record is from RefSeq and is a predicted model, not a curated record. The transcript is spliced from 5 exons. Gene Ontology annotation, biological process: protein folding in endoplasmic reticulum.